AUGCACAAGAACCAGGCGUACUUCGAAAAUAAUGAUGAAAAUAAUGAGCGACCUAAAUGUCUGCCACGUCGUUGGAUCAUCGCCAUAUCUUUGAUCGUUUUAGCAAUUGUUGUAGUCACUCUCUCUCUGUUAUUAAAAUUUGUCAUUCUUAAGCCAGUGGAGUCGAAAACUAGCGUGACUACAACAAUAGUAACAGCAACAUCACACUUAACAACACCAUUACCAACAACAGAAGCAUCCUUUACAACAACACUACCAUCAUCCACGAUAACAACAACACCACCAACAACAAUAAUAACAACAACACCAAUCAUAACUACAACCACUACUCAUCAGUCAAGUAAGCUUUAGAGUAACGCUUCUAUCUAGCUAAAUGCUACUUUUAAAUUAUGUAUAUGUAGUUGCUUUGCAUUUCGUGUUACUCAGCAUAUAGCUAACUGUUAAAUUAAAAGGACAAGUGAUCUCGUCGUGAGUAAUGCAGCUUUUGCCAUAAGAAAAAUUGAAGCGAGAGCAAGACUCUGUUAGAGUCUGAUGUUAUGACUCAUGAUCGCGACUAAGCAGCGUGAUGGAAUAUCAGCAGAACGGAGAAAAAGAUACGAAUUCGCGGGACUCGAACCACUCACCUUCUGCUUACCGGGCAGAUGCACUACCAUUAUACCAGAAGGGAUAUCUCCACUCCGUUUUACGGCCGUAGGGGAACACUACGGACGUAACAGACUCGUAUUAAUUUCUUUCCUCGCUAUCGAUAAUUGUUUCGUGUAAUCGCUAUCUAAUGGGUAGGCCGAAAGGACGGGGAGCACAAGACCACGAAAUGGCUCAUUGUAGUUUUUGUUCCCAAUCAAGUCGAAUUAUAUAGGAGACGAAAGCCCUCGUUUAGGCCGACGUUUUAACACUAAACUCAUUGGGUAAGUAUUGAGAUUCAGUAGCCAUAGGAUCAUCCACAAAGUGUCAUAAUUUGGCUGUAGUACUUCGAAUACACCUUCAUCUUCUGAAACAGUUUUGUCUUCGAAAAUGGAAUGGACAUUUUUUCUGGCAUAAUCCAUUCGAUAGCCCUUUUGAAGGGCUACAAAAAUAUAUGUUUUUUAAACUCAAAAAUUACUGACCACGUGAGAAAUUCUCAAGCCCACUACCUUUGAGUUGUUUUCUUAGUUUUUUGCAUGGUAUUUCGUAGAUUUCUAUUAGAAGACGACGGCUUAUAGUUAAUAUAAUACCAUAUUUGGAAUCAGCAUAAAAAACUCAGUCGACUAACAUGUUUCAAAUGUUUUCGCGAACUAGUUUUCGCCGAAAAAUUCGCCCCUAGUUCCCCUCGGUAGGUUAUCAUUUACCACAAAUCAGGUUCCCUGAAUUCAUCCCUAAAUGAAAUCUACAUUGUGAAUAAUUAAUCAAUUAACAUUUAUACUGGUAACCAAAUAGGGAUUUUAAUUUGGGGAUUUUUCAAUUUAGGGUUUUUUUUGAAUAUAAUACAUGCAAUACAUAUUGUGAUCAAGUGCCAUCUUGCUUCUACCAUACUAGAAAUCUUGUACCAUGGAAACCAAGGAUUUUAGCAAAAAUUGUUUUGCCAGUAAGUCUACUGUAGUCACCAGAAAUAGAAUAAACACAAGGAUGAAGAUCAUUAGUAGAUAGUCGAGCAAACUGAGUUCAUCAAGAAAAGAAAUAUAACUAUAUUUUCUGGUCACCUGAAAUGAAAUAAAUACGAGAAUGAAGAUGGAUAGAAGAGACUCGGGCGAACAAAUCUUAUAUAGAAACAGAAUAAAGCGUUGCUUUCUCGUCACAGAAAAUAAUAAUUAUGGAAGUGAACCUGCUCAUAUUACUCUGAUCCGUAGAAGUUGAGUUAUGGAAAAUAAGAUAGAUUAUCAAUUCGCUAGACUAUUUUCUAGUAAAUAAUGUUUUCGUUCUGCGCCGUCGAAACAGAAUAGUCACAAAAGGUCAUUUUGUGGUCGGCAGUACGGACUAUUUGUAUUUAAUCCAUAGACCAGACUAAACUUUUAUUUGAACAGAAAUAGACUUUGUGUUACGCUUUUAAUUUCAAGUUGAAAGCUUAUAGUUCAUCGAAACAUGUGUUUCUACAGAAUGUACUUAUUUUCAUACACUACACAUUGACAAUACAUCGUUGUCUAUUCUCCAUUUGCAUAAUAUGGAAGGAGCAGGAAAAAAUGAAAUUUAAACUUCUAUGCAAGCCAACCCAGGUGAAUGAAUCCGACGACGAAUCCGAUCGGAAUCCGGGUUGUGGACCCACUAACGGAUUCCGACGAGAUUACUAUCCAGGUCAAAGACGUACGGCGGGAAACUGCAGGAAAACACCGGAAAUCGCGGGAACAUGGAAGCAGUAUUUCCACCGGAAAUUUUUCGGAUUUUUUCGGUAGAUUCCGACCGACUUUCUGUGCUUUCCAGCAGGAACUGGCCGGAAGUCACCGGAAAAAAUCCGAAAAAUUUCCGACCGGAAUACUGCUUCCAUGUUCUCGCGAUUUGCUGCAGGAUACGGUGAGUUUUCCCGCAUUUACCUGCUGGUUCCUGCGGCAUCCGUUUACUGGAAUCAUUGACCUGGGUAUAGGCUCCUAUCGUAUUUUGAUUGGUUCCUGCAAGAUCCGAUCGAAUUCCAACACUAGGGAUCGGUGAGUGGGUCCACAACCCGGAUUCCCAUAGAAUCCUGUAGGAAUCGAUCGAAAUGCAUCGGAUUCGAUGGGAUCCAACUGUCGGAUUGCUCGUCCUGGGUAAUACAAAUAAUGAGUAUAACACAAUUCUGGUGGCCAGAAUAGACUUACUGGUAAAACAAUUUUCGCUAAUUUCAACCUUAUAAGCGCAAAGAAAACCUUUUCUGUAAUCAAAUUGGCUGAGAGCCUUAAUCUAUCACCCAAUUGGAUUUCAGCAUGGUUUUUCUUAGCUACGGCGCGGACGAAAAGUGGUAUGUUCGGGCCAAUGUAGAAGUUAUUCGGUGUUUUCUAUUAUCUGGCUUGAGCGAUACUGUGUUUUAUCUGUACCGGACUAGAG
Rotaria sp. Silwood1 is the source of this 2988-nucleotide messenger RNA. The record is from the annotation of a GenBank genome assembly. NCBI's taxonomy places the organism in Eukaryota, Metazoa, Rotifera, Eurotatoria, Philodinida, Philodinidae.